UCAGACACCGGACAUCUGGACACCGGACAUCUGGACACCGGACAUCAGGCACCAGGACAUUGAACACCAGACCUGGGACACGGACACCAGGACAUCUGGACACCGGACCUGCGGGGUAACAGGACACCGGGACUUCAAUCACCGGACACCAGGAUCUCUGGACACCGGGAUACGGACACCAGGCACCAGGUCACCGGACAUCUGGACACAAGGGUCCGGAGGGGAACAAGCGCAGGAUGCCGGAACCUGGGAGGAAAGCCUCCUCGUUCACCAAGAAGCCCCGGAGUGCGGUGGUGGACGUGGGAAGUGAUGCCGUCUUCCUGGCGGAGACGGAGAAGGGGGUGUCCAAGGUGAGGUGGCAGCGGGACGGGGUGGACAUGGGGCCCAGCGACCGAUGGACCAUCACAGCCAAGGAGAACAGGCACACCCUGACCAUCCACAAGGUGUCCGGCCUCGACGCCAAGACCUACGCGGUGAUAGCGGGCAGCUCCAAGGUCAAGUUCGAGCUGAAAGUGAAAGAGCCAGAGACCGUUCCCGGAGCACCCAGCGGGGAGAAGCUGGCAGCAGCCGAUGGUGAGACAGCACCAGGAGGAGAGGAAGCUCUGGAAACCCAGAGCGCAGGGGAGGGUCUGCGGGAAAACGGCACGGAGCAGAUCCCGACUCCCGCAGGCAGCGGCACGGCCCAAGAAACCAGAGAUGAAGGGAUAAACCCGGCAGCCGCUGGCGGUUUGUUCGUGGAGAGGCCCCAAUCCGGAACAGUGAUGGUUGGUUCGGACAUCACCUUUGUCACCAGGGUGAUGGGCGCCAACAUCCUGAGGAAGCCCAACGUCAGAUGGUUCAAAGGCAAGUGGAUGGAUCUCACUGGUAAAACUGGAGCACACCUACAGCUGAAGGAAACGUUCGAUCGGAAUACCAAGGUUUACACCUUUGAGAUGCACAUCAUGCAGGCAAAGCCCAGUGACGCAGGAGGAUACCGGUGUGAAGUGAAUGACAAGGACAAGUUCGAUUGCUGCAACUUUGAGCUGGCCGUUCAAGAUGCACCAAUGCAAGAGGAAUUAGACAUUCUGUCUCAGUUCAGACGCACUAGCACCGACGUGGGAAAGGAAGCCGGAGAGCUGGACUUCAGCGCCCUCCUGAAGAAGAGAGAUUUGACGGUGUCCGUGUGCCCCAGGGAGGUGAAGGUGGAGGUACGGCCGGAGGUGGACGUGUGGGACAUCCUGCAGAAGGCGCCGCCCUCCCAGUACGAGAAGAUUGCCUUCCAGUACGGGAUCACCGACCUGCGCGGCAUGUUGAAACGGCUCAAACGCAUGAAGAAGGAGGAGAAGAAAAGUACAGCCUUUCUGAGGAGGCUGGACACGGCCUACCAGGUGGACAAGGGCCAGAAGAUGAAGCUGGUGGUGGAACUGGCCGACCCCAACGCCGAGGUGAAGUGGAUGAAGAACGGCCAGGAGAUCCAGGUCAGCGGCAGCAAGUUCAUCUUUGAGAACGUUGGAAACAAGCGUAUUCUGACCAUCAACCACUGCUCGCUGGCGGAUGAUGCGGCCUACCAGUGUGUGGUGGGCGAGGAGAAGAGCAUCACCGAGCUCUUUGUACGGGAGCUCCCUGUGCUGAUCGUCCAGCCGCUAGAGGAUCAGGCAGUGAUGGUGGGCGAGAGGGUGGAGUUCGAGCUGGAGGUGUCCGAGGAAGGGGCACUGGUCAAAUGGGAGCGGAACGGCCAGGAAUUGAAGCGGGAGGAGACCUUCAAGUAUCGCUUCAAGAAGGACGGCAAGAAGCACACGCUCUUCAUCAACGAGGCGUCCAAAGAGGACGCAGGUCACUACACUGCCAAGACCAACGGUGGCGAGUCUGUGGCUGAACUCCUGGUGCAAGAGAAGCAGCUGGAGGUGUACCAGAGCAUUGCGGACCUGACGGUCAAGGCCAAGGAGCAGGCGGUCUUCAAAUGCGAGGUGUCCGACGAGAAGGUGAAAGGGGAAUGGUUCAAGAACGGUGCGGAAGUGGAGCCCAGUGACCGGCUGCAGGUCACGCACAUCGGCAGAAUCCACAAGCUUGUCAUUGACAACGUGAGGCCAGAGGACGAGGGGGAUUACACCUUUGUCCCUGAUGGGUUCGCCUUCAACCUCUCGGCCAAGCUGAACUUCCUGGAGGUGAAAAUCGACUACGUUCCCCGACAAGAUCCUCCCAAGAUCCACCUGGACUGUUUGGGCAGCAUCCCUGAUGCCACCAUUGUGGUCGUGGCUGGGAACAAACUGCGGCUGGACGUGCCCAUCAGCGGCGAGCCAGCUCCCACUGUGGUCUGGACCAAGGCGGACAAGGCAAUCACAGAGAUGGAGGGGCGGGUGCACGUGGAGAAGCACCCCGACCACUGCGUCUUCAUCCUGGAGGGGGCAGAGCGGUCGGACCAGGGGGUCUACACCGUGCUGGUGCAGAACCCGGCGGGGGAGGACCGGGCAGACAUCACCGUCAAAGUAGUGGAUGUCCCCGACCCACCAGAGGCCCCGCGGGUGCUGAGCUUGGGAGAAGACUGCUGUACGAUACAGUGGGAGCCGCCGGCAUUCGAUGGGGGGCAGCCGGUGCUGGGAUACGUCCUGGAAAGAAAGAAGAGGAAGAGUUACCGCUGGAUGAGGCUGAACUUCGACCUCUGGAAGGAGACGCAGUACGAGGCCAAGCAGAUGAUCGAAGGCGUCCUGUACGAGAUGAGGGUCUACGCCGUCAAUGCGAUCGGCAUGUCCCGGCACAGUCCUGCCUCGCAGCCCUUCGUGCCCAUUGCUCCCACCAGCGCGCCCACCAACCUGACGGUGGAGGAUGUGACCAACACCACCAUUGCCCUGAAGUGGAGAACCCCAGAGAAGGUUGGGGCGGCAGGGCUGGAUGGAUACCUGGUGGAGUACUGCAAGGAUGGAACCGAUGAGUGGGUCCCAGCUCAGCAAGGGUUAACCGAUCGCACCUCCAUCGUUGUUCGCGACCUGCCGAUGGGGGAGAAGCUGCAGUUCCGGGUGAGAGCGGUGAACAUGGCAGGAGUGAGCGAGGCGGUGGCUCUCGCCCAGCCCGUCACCAUCAGGGAGAUCAUUCAGCGGCCACGGAUCUGCCUCCCCCGAGCGCUGCGGCAGAAGCUGGUCAAGGUGGUGGGAGACACCAUCAACCUCAUGAUCCCCUUCCAGGGCAAACCCAGGCCAAAGGUCAGUUGGCUGAAGGACGAGCAGCCCCUGGAUGUCCAGACCAUCCACGUCCGCAACAGCGACACCGACACCGUCCUGUUCAUCCGCACGGCUCAGCGCCAGCACUCGGGGCUCUACCAGCUGGAGGUGGAGAUCGAGAACACCCAGGACAGAGCCAGCAUUCACAUUCAGGUCAUAGACAAGCCGGGACCCCCGGAGAAUGUGAAGGUGGGUGAGGUGUGGGGGCUGAACGUGGCUCUGUCCUGGCAGCCCCCCAAGGACAGCGGGAACUGUGACAUCACCGGCUACACCGUUCAGAAGGCGGACAGGAGGACGAUGGAAUGGUUCACGGUCUACGAGCACUUUCGGCGCUCCCAGUGCUCGGUGUCAGACCUGGUUGUGGGCAACGAGUACUUCUUCAGGGUCUUCACGGAGAACCUGUGUGGGCUGAGUAAGGAAGCCGGCCAGACCAAGGACAGUGUCUACAUCCAGAAACCAGGGACCGACUACAAGCCGCCCAGCUACAAGCAGCAUGACUUCACCGAGCCGCCCAAGUUCACCCGCCCGCUUGUGAAUCGCUCCGUCAUCUGUGGGUACAACGCCACUCUCAGCUGUGCCCUGCGAGGGAGCCCCAAGCCCAAGGUGACAUGGUACAAGAACCAGCAGGACCUGUCCAAUGACGCCCGGUACAGGACGUUCUGCAACCACGGGGUGCUGACGCUGGAGAUUCGGAAGCCGUGCCCCUUUGACGCUGGGACCUACAGCUGCAGGGCCGUCAACGCCCUGGGGGAGGCCAAGAGCGAGUGCAAACUGGAGGUCCGAGUGCCGUAGGAGUCUCAGCAGUGUGCUGUCGGAGAGUGGAGCGAGGUGGCAGCGGUGACCCUGGCCACUAGUGAAGGCUGAAGCAUGAAGACCGGGGGGCGCACCCAACCUUGGCCCAGGGCCCCAGACUGCCUCUGCGCCUCUGAAUUGGUUCUUCUCACCCGUAGAUUAAGUCCGCGGCCACUGAUCGGAAACGUGUGCUUUCUAUAACCCACCUCCACAUUUGAUUCCAUGGAGCGGCUGUGCUGGCCCCUGCUGAUCACUUUUAUCACGUUUUAUUCUGGUGUGUGUGUAUGUGUGUGUGUAUGUGUGUGGGAGGGGUGGGGCACCUGCUCUUGCCGUGGGACUGUACUGACCGUAACGCAGAUCAGCUGCAGAAGGAACACUGUGUCACGGCAGGAGAUCUUCCCCUGUCCGGUGCUCUCUGCACUGGUUAGGAGUCUGUGUGUCAUCGACUGGGCAGCCCCGAAAAUGCACACAAAAUAAACUCUUCCCACCAA
This is a messenger RNA of Pristis pectinata (smalltooth sawfish), 4477 nucleotides long. It is a transcript of the gene mybpc3, whose product is annotated as myosin binding protein C3. NCBI's taxonomy places the organism in Eukaryota, Metazoa, Chordata, Chondrichthyes, Rhinopristiformes, Pristidae. The coding region runs from base 237 to 3986 and encodes 1249 amino acids. The transcript has 31 exons. Gene Ontology annotation, molecular function: protein binding. The record is from RefSeq and is a predicted model, not a curated record.